Pyricularia oryzae 70-15 is the source of this 3234-nucleotide messenger RNA. Its product is annotated as ATP-dependent permease MDL2. The transcript has a single exon. NCBI's taxonomy places the organism in Eukaryota, Fungi, Ascomycota, Sordariomycetes, Magnaporthales, Pyriculariaceae. Gene Ontology annotation, cellular component: membrane. The record is from RefSeq and is a predicted model, not a curated record. The coding region runs from base 182 to 2656 and encodes 824 amino acids. Gene Ontology annotation, molecular function: ATP hydrolysis activity; ATP binding; ABC-type oligopeptide transporter activity. Gene Ontology annotation, biological process: transmembrane transport.
UUUUUUCUCUCUUCCGAUGCUUAUUUCAAUGUUUCUUCUGACUGAAUCAGCCCUUGUCAAGAUCGGAUUCGACCAGUCGGCGACAAACCCUCGCACUUACUUGGCCAUGCAUUGUAGAAACUUCAGGCUUCUUCCCCGAUAAGGAGCCAUCGAUUAAUAUUCUUCCCAAGCAACCGACAAAAUGGUUUCGGGAGCGGUGCGGCGCACCGUGCUGCUCCCGCACCUCGGAGCUGCCGGUUCAGCACAACUACUCCUCUCCGCGCGUCCUCACUUAAUACCCCUCCAUGAGCCACUGCUACCAAGUGCAGCCAUUUGGACAUGGUCAAAGAUUCCGGUUCAGGCUGCUCGAAGUUUCGCUGCAGCUACAUCGACCUCUUUUACGUGCGCGAACAACACUGCCCCAGCGGCAUCGCGUCUCAGCACGCUACCGGCGAAGGCGCCCACGUCAUUUUUAGGCCUGGGGAACCGGUUCAGCUCGCCAUCGGGCGUCCUGCGACGAUUCUCGACGACUCAAACGCCAUGGAAGCAGUCUGUUAAGGAGACGAGCCUGCAAGAUGAUUCGCGGGAAGAUGGCAAGGCGCUGGAGAACGCGGAAGCUAAGAAGGAUGGAGAUGUGGCAUCACCCAACGCGAACCUCAACGAUGACGGGCUCGAGUCUCUAGGUUUCAAAAAGAGCGAGAAGGCGCUCAAGGCUUCCCAGAUCAACAUGAGCGCGCGACUAUCCAAGGAAAGCAAGGCACAGCCCUCCAGGGCCGGCAUGGGUGAGAUAUGGAGAUUGCUCAAGAUUGCGCGACCAGAGCUCAAAUGGCUCGCAGUUGCAUUUGUUUUCCUUCUCAUCUCAUCCAGCGUGACCAUGUCGAUUCCUUUCUCGGUCGGACGGAUCCUUGACCUGGCAACCAAGGGCGAUGUUGAAAGCACCCGCAUUUUCGGCCUCACCUUGACGCAGUUCUUCAUGGCCUUCGGUGCCUUCCUGACCCUGGGUGCUGUGGCCAACUUUGGCCGCAUCAUCCUGCUACGGAUCGUCGGCGAGCGUGUCGUUGCCCGCCUGCGGUCACAGCUUUACCGCCGCACGUAUACUCAGGAUGCCGAGUUCUUUGAUGCCAACCGUGUUGGCGAUCUCAUCUCGCGUCUCAGCUCGGACAGUGUCAUCGUCGGAAAAAGCAUCACGCAGAACGUGUCGGACGGCAUGCGCUCAAUAGUCAGCGGUUGUGCUGGUGGCGUUGCAAUGCUCUGGCUUAGCCCCAAGCUGACGUCGAUCCUGCUGCUCAUGUUCCCGCCAAUUGCUAUCGGGGCCUUCAUAUACGGUCGCAUGAUCCGCAACAUAAGUCGGCAGAUCCAGCGAAACUUGGGAACCCUGACCAAGAUCGCCGAGGAGCGUUUGGGAAACAUCAAGACAAGCCAGGCUUUUGCCGGUGAGGUUCAAGAGGUUCACAGAUACAACACCCAGAUCAGGAAAAUUUUCUCCCUUGGCAAGAGGGAGUCUUUUGUCGCUGCAACCUUCUAUGGAUCUACGGGUUGGGCGGGCAACAUGACCAUCCUUGCCUUGCUGGUUGUUGGAGGAGGUUUGGUUCGGUCGGGAUCUAUGUCUCUUGGUGACCUCACUUCUUUUAUGAUGUACACGGCCUUUGCGGGAUCCAGUCUCUUCGGAGUCUCCGGGUUUUACUCAGAACUCAUGAAGGGUGUCGGUGCCGCAAGCCGUCUAUUUGAACUUCAGGAUCGCACGCCUACUAUUCCUCAGACGGUUGGACUGAAGGUCAAGUCGGCACAGGGACCCAUCAAAUUCUCCAACGUGUGCUUUGCCUACCCAACCCGCCCAGCCGUUUCAAUCUUCAAUGGCUUGGACUUCGAAAUACCGUCCGGAAGUAAUGUCUGCGUGGUCGGGCCUUCAGGUGGUGGCAAGUCGACCGUUGCAGGUCUACUGCUACGAUUCUACAACCCUACGUCUGGUACCAUCACCAUCAACGGCGUUGACAUCUCCAAGAUGAACGUCAAGUCUCUCAGACGGCGCAUCGGCAUGGUGGCCCAGGAGCCAGUACUGUUCUCCGGCACCGUCGCGGAGAACAUUGCCUAUGGCCGGCCAGAAGCCUCCAGGGCCGAAAUCGUAGCCGCGGCUCAGAAGGCCAACUGCGGAUUUAUCAGCGAUUUCCCCGAAGGCCUCGAGACGCAAGUCGGUGCCCGCGGCGCGCAGUUAUCUGGUGGCCAGAAGCAGCGCAUCGCCAUCGCGCGCGCUCUGCUCAAGGACCCGGAUAUUCUAAUCCUUGACGAGGCAACAUCGGCGCUCGACGCCGAGUCGGAGACUUUGGUUAACUCUGCGCUCGCACAGCUGCUGAAGGGACGCAACACCACCAUAAGCAUCGCCCACCGUCUGUCGACCAUCAAGAGGAGCGACAAGAUCAUUGUCCUCUCCAGCGAGGGUAAGGUCGCCGAGAUUGGAAGCUACACGGAGCUGAGCGCCAACCCCGACAGUGCCUUUAGCAAGCUCAUGGAGUGGCAGAUGAGUGGCGGUGACAUUCCGACCCAGCAGAGGCCCCCGCCCAUCAUCACCGAGGCGGAGGCGAUCUCGGAGGAGCUUGAGGGCGACGAGGCGGCGGCGGCCGAGGAGGAGGAUGUUGAGGGCGAGCACAAGGAUGCGAAGAAGACAUCAGAGAAGCAGUAAUUUGUCAAAAUAGAGCCGCAUAUACCUUCUACUAAUGGGCAUCGGCCUGGGGGAGCGUUUGGCUUGUUUCGUUUGUUUCGGUCCGUGAUAGAGUUGCUCUCUAGUCACAGCUGACAUUGAUAAGGAUGGAUGCAUAUUUUCUUUCAUAUAUCUUUGUAUUAUAAUGGGUGCAACAUGUUUGAAAACCUACGUUUGGUGAUGGGAAUAUGAAAUUGGGGCGGCGAAGGCACUCCACUCGAUCACAUUUGGGGGUCACCAGUUAGAGAAACGGUCGUGUUGGCAAGGCCCACGGGCACCGGGCACAAAGGCUUGAUGACUUGGCCUACCUGGGUAGAGGGAGGUUGAGGAACUUCACACCUUGGCAUCCUGGCAUCGUUGUUUUGUAAGAGACAAAAACAGAGCAUGAUUCAAGCGAAGGAUACUGACAUAUAUUUUUGCUGCCAACGAAGUGAAACAAUGAGUAAAGCUACCUAGAAACCCCUCACCUACUUUCCGGGUUUGUGAUACUUUCCAGCUCCAUACCUAGGUAGCUACCUGUGCCCGAGGCGAACCAUUUCCCUUUGUGGGCUGCUUGGGAA